CAUCGUUUGUUCGUCAUUCACUCGAGGCAUCAGGCGCGCAGUCUCAGUGAAGCGGUCACGCCACACGCCCGCGUGUAAACAAACAUUAAAAAUAUAUCGUGUAUUUUUUCGAAUUUAGAAUUGAAUCACGAUGGCCGUGAGCAGAUUGUCUAUUGUCAAGUUUUUGGAGCUGGCGCUCACAUGUUCGUGCGUAGCCCUACACUACCACAGCUACAAUUCGGACCCCGAGUUGGGCAUGUUGGUGACAGGAACAUUCGUCGGAUACCUUAUCAUCUUCGCCGGCGCGGCAGCUGGCUACGUAAUGCAGACACCGUCGCACAAACGUAUUGAUAUAUUUUACUCGUUGGUUGGCGUGGCUCUGUUCGUCGCCAGCGGUGCUGUUAUUAUUGACAGGUUUCAACAUUACUCGAAGAGCGAUACCAGAGACAAGAACCUAGCCAAGGCGUCCCUGGCCAUCAUCAAUGGCGCUGUGUUACUCAUUGACGCCGUGCUCACACAGAGAGGAGGCUAAUCAAUUUUAGUAGCAAAAUUCUGCCCAGCUGCCUUAUGCCUUGCGUCUACUAAGCUUGCCGAAUCGAAUCGUGUAACAGUGGCGAAGGGUUCAUAUAUGAAACUACCCUUUAACAUCUAAAUAUCAUUCGAACGAUUUGCAUUCAUGCAUAUUAGCACCUAUUUAUUGUGUCAGGUUUCCUUUCGGAAAAUUUCACCUUUCGCCACUCUCGUGUAACAUUAAUGCACCUGCAUUUACUAUAAUACUGCGUCCAUUAUGAACGCGCCGCAGCGUGCCGAACGGAAUCAUAGCGCAUACAAAAUAAAUGCGCUUGAUUCGACACGCUUCGAUUCAGCUCUAGUCGACGCCGCGCCUUAUGCUGAAAGCCAUAUAUUAUAAUCCUAAGUAAUAUUUAAAAAAUAAUGAUGGAUUAAAUGUCUUCAGUUUUCGGUAUUUAUGGAAGAUUUAACAGCCAAAUAAUAUAAUAAUAUGGAAAAUUCGCGUGGACAAAUGAGUUUCAAUUAAUUAAUUUAUUGCUCGAUUCAAAAUCGAAUCUCUAUAUUAUUGCUGAUUUUGGAAACCAAGAUAAUCCAGUUGCAAAACAUUAUUUAUGGCCCUAAAUUUUAUAGAAAGCUUUGAAUGAGUAAAUAAAAAGGCAAGAUUUUAUUAUGUGGAGUAACGAAACCCUUCGUAAUAUUUUAAAAAUGCAUAAAUAUACCUCCAAAUAUUUAGUACUACUUACUUAUAAAAAUAAAAAACAGUAUGUAGUAACAUUGUUAUUGUAAAUGAAGAAAAACAUAUGUCAUUAAAAGUUAUGUUUAGAUAUUUAUUACUUAACAACUUUAAAGAAAUUGAUCGUUUUUGGAAUUUUUAAUUAUAUAACAAACUACUCAUAAUUUUUUGAUAAUAUACUAUUUAAAGAAGGUAUUUUAAUUAAAAUAAGACAUAAUAUUAUGUUGUUAUGUUUAACUCUGAAAUAUUUAAUCUAAGUUUAGUCCUCUUAGUGGAGUGAAAAUGAUGUCAGACUCACAAUAUAUUAAACAAAUGUUAUGUUAAAGUUUAAGUGACCUGAUAUUUAAAUGUAUAUAUUUGAUUACUUACGCUCUAACUUCUAUUUAUGGCGAUAACUUAUUUUCUAUGAACACAAUAUAAAUGACCUGAUUAUUAAGACGUAGCAUAGUUCUAGUAAUAUAUGAAGCUUGUAUGUGACGAUAUUAAAACAUUUUGUCAUGUCCCAAUAUUCCAAAGUACACGUAAUGUAUUUGCAUUUUUAUACGCACUUUUUAAGUGUAGCUAUAUUUGUGAAUAAAGAAAUAAUCCAGAAAAAA
Molecule: messenger RNA, 1818 nt
Organism: Manduca sexta (tobacco hornworm)
Lineage: Eukaryota; Metazoa; Arthropoda; Insecta; Lepidoptera; Sphingidae
Exons: 4
Coding region: 131-511 (126 amino acids)
Biological process (GO): septate junction assembly
Source: RefSeq, a predicted model, not a curated record